AUGAAAUCUUUUUCAAAGCCGCUCGUUGUAGUUUUACUUGUCCGGCGUCGUUCUUCGCUUCUAUAACUCUUCCCGGGUGCACAAGACAUGGUGACAUACUACUAGAUGUAGACUUAGGAUAUGGAUAUUCGUGCAGAAAAGUUGAUAACUGCGAUAUAGGAAGACCCUAGGAGGAGGCCAAGUUCAAUUUGGAGUUCGAUCUUCUUUCAGCUCGAUUCAAGCCUUUCGGUUUUUGGAGUACACGACAGUUGUGGCAGGUACUUAUCAAUAAAAAGCCAUUCGCACCAGAAGAACUACGUCAAAGAAACCACAAACCAUGCCCGACCCGCCCCGAUCGACCGCGUCCGUCUCGCCCCUCCAUGCCCAUGGCGGGGACACGACGCCGGGCGGCACGAAGAAGAUGCGGCUGAUAUUCCGAGUAAAACCGUCCCCAUCCCAGAGUUGUCAUGCGUAUCUGCAUCCCAAAAAAGAUUCUCAUGCGGGGCCCCAUGCGAUGAAGCAUUUCCUAGUCGUGUUUUGGAAUUUGUGAUGCUAGAACAAGGAAUGACAAUGAUAUUAUACUAGAUCAAGAUCUGUGAUGUUGCUUCUGAACUAGCUAAACAGGAUCGCUUACACUACGAGGGCAAACUUGUCAUGCGAAGCAAACAAAGCUGGUGUAUUUGUGUUUGUGUAGCAGAUUUCCCAUCUUGUUGACUCUAGUGAUGUGGGGACGUUUUACGCGGGAUACUUGAAGGACCUGCCAAAAAUCCAGUCGAAAAAGAAGCCCGCGACGAACACGAUUCCGCCCUCGGAUUUUUAUCCGUGGUUAAUUCAGAAGAUGCGGGGGCACAUCUUCAUCCUGUUCGAGAUACCGGAGGCAGGUAAUAGUACUACUGCAACUAGUUCAUCCUGUAGCGAUUGUGUUUCAUCAACGACAGCUAUUCUUCUAGUAAUAGAUUCUAGCGCAUGCUGCAAUUGCAAAACGCGGCCAAGAAGUGAAAAUGUAAAAAAAACCUCAGGUGUCCCGUCGCGCAUUGUCCAGAUUGUCAUCUUGUCCUGUAUCGCCUGUUCCGUGACGACCUUCAUCUGGGAAUCCUUUCCCGAGGCCGAAGAUCCGAUUUUCGGGAUCCUCGAGUGGGUCUUCACCGGUAUUUUCACCGGCGAGUACGUUCUCCGCCUGUGGGUCUGUAACGUGUUUAACACGCAAACAAGGUCUAUGCAAGGAAAAAUCCUGUGUAAGUGUAGCUUUGAUCUUCUUGGAGGAACAGCAUCACAAGUUUGCUAUGCAUGACACGACAGAGAAACACCUGUCAUGCGUAGCUGCUAGUAGUACCUACGUGAAGACACGACGUACGAAAAGAGCCUCUGAUGCAUGUCCAGCAUGACAGAUGUAAGUGUCUUGCGUCGUCUGCAAAACAGAGUUGCACUUACACAGUUUUUUUCUUGGAUACGUUCGGAGUUUCUCAAAGACUCGCUGAACAUAUCAAAUGUAAAAAUGUCUAGGUCUGCGUCUGGAAGCAUGCAACUUGUGAUGCUGAAUUUGGAUUCCAAAAAAAUCUGUAUUGCAUGAGGAGCAAAGUGAACGCAAUUUUUGCUACGCGGAAAGGGCAUUUGUCAUGCGGAAUAGGCAUCGCGAAACCCUCAAAAAAUCCGUGAUGCUAGGGCAUGCAUCACAGACAUCAUGGCCCAUGCAAAACAUGCAUGACAAGUCUCAGAAUCUUCCAGACCCAGAGCGAGGACACUUUUACAUUUGAUAGAAGAUCAUGGACGUCUGCGCCAUCCUGCCCGCGUAUCUGGAGCUGGCCUUCUAUCCCAGGAGUAAAAACUACGUCUUCACCCCGAAGAAGUAGACAAGAUGGACAUUUAGCAAAACAAGCUAAAGAACUUAUGGAACGCACGCAUGACAAGUUUGAAUUUAUUGCAGUUGUGGACUAUAAUUCGCAUGACAAGUCUGCUGGGGUGGUGCUGCUGACGUUUUGUUUACACAGGAUAUCUUCUCCGCGAUCUUCGAUGUCAGUGUGCUCCGCGUUUUUCGGGUCGUCCGACUGAUCCGUCUGUUCCGCAUCAUGCGCAUCGGGCCGUUUCAGGUCGGUGUUUUACUGAUCUACCAAACCGUGAAGCGCGCCGUCCGGACGUUGCUCGUCUUGUUCUUCAUCCUGGCGAUUGUCGUGGUUUUCUUCGUAUCCUGUGCAAAAGUAUAAUCGUACUCGUAGUAAUUGCAGUCAUGCAUUAGAAAUCUUUGUCUUAAGGUAAAUCCGCAUAUACAAAUUUUAUUUUUCAUGCUGAGGAAAUCGAAAUUUGUAUUGCUAUUCCUACUAGUACGAUGCUUUUGCAGUUCAUACAUCGGCACCCUGAUCUACUACACGGAACGGUGGUCCUAUCGCAAGAAAAAACUGUUUCACUGUAAACUUGUAAUGCAGAAAAUGCAUCUUCGCAGUGUUUGUCUUACUACACACGCAAGACAGUGAAUUUUUAGCUAUGUUUUCCCCUAGGAACCUCGCAUGGCAAAUUUUCCCUGUCAUGCGGAACAAACUUGUGAUGCAAAAGUUGCAAAAUCCUUACAGUGAAACACUUUUUUCGAGGGAUAGGUCCUGUCCGCAGAAGCUCGUGGAGAACUACGAUACCGAGUACUCCUCCUACGCCAACGAGUGCCGCACCAUCGGGCAGGGGUUCACCAUAUCAAAUGUAAAAGUGUCUGGGUCUGGAAGAGUCCGAACUUGUGAUGCUGCAUUUGGAUUCUAAAAAAAUCUGUAUUGCAUGACCAGCAAAGGGAAUGCAAUUUUGGCUAUGCGGAGAGGGCAUUUGUCAUGCGGAAUAGGUAUCACGAGGCCCUUAAAAAGUCUUUGAUGCUAGGGCAUCAUCACAGACAUCGUGGCCCAUGCAAAACGUGCAUGACAAGUUUCAGAAUCUUCCAGACCCAGACAUUUUUGCAUUUGAUACACCAGCCGGGGCUCUCUGACGAACGCGGACGAGCUGUGCUGCGACGUCUUCAACGAGGACGCGCACGAAAACGACGAGAAAACGUACGCUAUGGAGGUCUCAACUGUUACAUUAUCAACUGUUACAUGAGUUUGUGAUGCAAGCACGGCAAAACUGAAAGGGGAAAGAUUGCGCCUUUUGCAUCACAGAUUUGGCACAGAUUCUUAGCCUAUUUGGCCCUUCGAGAAUUUGUCAUGCGAAGCAGCUUGAUCGCGUCGAUUCUGGUUCGAAUUUUGCAUGACAAAUCAUGUAACUACAGUUGAGAAUGUAACAUUUGAGAACGCCAUAUACGCGGCCAAAGGCUUUGAAUCCAUCAUCCACUCGCUCUGGUGGUCGCUGGUCACCGUUUAUGGAUUGCAAAAUGUGAAUGUCUGGGUCUGGAAACUUGUGAUGCUAAAGUGUGCAUGAUGAGAACACUUCCGAAUGCAGUCCACCAUGACAACUUCCCAAAACGCUUUCUCAUAGGCAAUCCGCAUGAGAAGCUGCGUUUUCGCAUGACAAAAGAGGCUGCGCCUUUUGUUGGUUAUGCAAUACAGAUUUUCUAGGUAUAGAAAGCUAGCAUUACAAGUUUCAACCUUCCAGACCCAGACACUUUUACAUUUGAUACCGUGUCCACCGUGGGUUACGGGGAUUACGUGCCGCAAACGGAGAUCGGGAAAUAUGUCGGGAUGGGUGUGAUGAUCUGCGGGAUCUUGAUUUUGAGUCUCCCGGUGGGUAUCGUCGGCUCCAAAUUUCACGACGCGUACAACGAACUGGAUCGCGAACCGCCCAUGCUAUCCUGUGCAAGAUGAGUAUCUUACUCGUACUAAUCAUGGCAAUCAUAUACUACGCUAACUACCACCAUUACAAAUUACUACAAAUUCCACCUUUAUUCAUGCUGACCAGAUUGAAAUUUGUGAUCCGGUUUGUUUCUACUAGAACUAGUACGAUCAUACUUUUGCAAUUCAUACAUGCUGAAGUACUACAACCGAACUUUCACGUGGCAAGCGAGAAAAAUGGAGCGGGCAGCACUGCUGCGGAAAUUACGGGCAGACAGGUAAAGAAAACAUACUCAAACUCUUCGCUGUACCUCUAUUCAUCCUUAGUCUCAAAAUUAUUAUGCAAGACAAAAAUUCAUCGGUACAAAUACAAUCCACAUUCUAGCAGGGUCGCGCGGAGUAAUUUCGCGCUGCGAGGUGUUUUUCUUAUGCUAACUCGAAAGCGUAGCUGGGCCUUUCUUUGGCAGCUCGCAGGACGAAAUCUUCUCAAACCCUAGGCAUCGCGAGCCUAGGCUAGGAUAAAAAUAAAAUUUUGAAAUUUAUUCGCGGAUUUGAUUAUUUCCAUCCUAGCCGAAGAGGGGGUCUUUUCUUGCUGAAAACGCCUUCUGUCUCGCCAGAUCGGAAGCUUUGGGUCCGAUCUUUGCAACUGGCAAAACAGAUUGGCCCCAGAGGCUAGGUGAUGCGACUUUCGGCUAGGAUAAAAAUAAAUUUUUGAAAUUUCGCGGAUUUGGUUUUUUCCAUCCUAGCCGAAGAGGGGGUCUUUUCUCGCUGAAAACGCCUUCUGUCUUGCCAGAUCGAAAGCUUUGGGCUCGAUCUUUGCAACUGGCAAAACAGAUUGGUGCCAGAGGCUAGGUCGUGCGAGUUUCGGCUACUUAGGAUAAAAAUAAAAUUUUGAAAUUUCGCGGAUUUGGUUUUUUCCGUCCUAGCCGAAGAGGGGGUCUUUUUUCGUUUGACCAAUCAUUUGUGCGAUUUCAUCGCGGGCGCAAACAAAAAUCUGCAGCAAAAUACUGCAUUCUCAGGGACAACGUACUAAACGAGGAAGUAAUUGGCCCCGUCGACCGCGAUGACCUCGUAUGCAAUACAAAUUUGCCGUACUCCUACUGACCAUUUAUCAAGCAUAAAAAAGAAUUUGAAUUGCCAUGCUAAUGCUAUUGACGGUUGGGAAGAAGUUUUGUCAUGCAGCAACAGAAUUCCAAUUUCUGUGCGGCAAAUUUGUCGUGGAUACCUCGCCUCCUUCCCGAUGCUCGACGAUGAAGAGGAGGGCAACAGCGAACUGGUGCAAGCGACGCUGCGUAAGUGCUUGACGAAAAUGCUAGAGUCCGAGCACUAUGCAUUGAUUGCAACAGUAUAAUCGUACUGCUCGUAGUACUUCUACUUAAAAAUUGCAGCCACGCAAGGAGGAAAGCUGAAUCAGCAUGGUAAAUUUGAUCACGUGUCAUGAUAUGGACCUACUUAAAUUUGUAUUGCGGUUACUCCUACACCUACUAGUACGAUUGCACUUUUGCAAUUCAUAAGCACGAGGAAGCCGUGGAGGAGGAGAAGCGGCGGAAGGGCAGGAGGCUGCCUUCCGACCGCCGCACUUCCCGGAGUCGGCAGCAGAAGAAGAUCAUGCAGAAGGUGAACAAGGGCGCGGCCAUUACGGAUAUGAUGCUGGAAGACGAGAAAAAGGAGAUGAACGCACGGGUGGAUAACAUGGUCAAGGUGUUGCGGGACCAGCUGAAACGGGGCAUCGUGCCGAAGGAGCUGCUGUUUCCGAAAGUAGGGUGCGCACAGUCGGACUCGCGCAAGAUGCAAGAAGAUGUCCUCUAUCAAGCAAAAAGCUGUUAAUGUUAACGGUUUUCACUUUUCACAAAUAACCGCAGUUAUGCAGAACAAAUGUUACUCCCUGGCAGGCAGGCAUGCCAUGCAAUACAACUCUGCGCAGCACCUUUUCUGAUGCAUGACUGCAUGCGGAAUUUUUCCGUUAACUUUAACACUUUUUGGUUUGAUAUCCAAGGGAGUCUGAUGAAGAAAGCUGGUAGGAUUAAGAUCAAAAUUUAUCGUGCGUGAUUAUCAUGGGCAGCAGUUUUUGCAGCACCUCUGAUAGACAUUGACAUUCCUUAUUUGCAUCACAACAUCGAGUGAACCUUCGUUCUGCAGCUGAAGUAAAAUUGUUUCUCUCGUCUUCUACUUCUACCGUAACUACUUCAGGUAUGGCGAAGGUAGCAUCUAAAAUGGCGGCGUCAGGCAGUGCGUCCAAGAUUAUCACACAGAAACGUGCUAGUACUACUACUAGCAAAUCAUCGUUGAAACUUGCAGAUGAAGUAGUAGAGCGAGUGACUGCAAAAAAAAAGUUUCUCAUGGUGCGAGCCAUCGUGCUUGGCGUUGAAGUCAUGUGAUGUUCAUCCAGUCUGUUGCGCAUGACAAACUACACAAAGAACAUCUAACAGCACUAUUGCUGGUAGUACUAGCAUUUUUCGGUGUGAUGGAGAACAUAGUGGUCUCGGAUGCAAAGGAAUAUCCGCUGAAGGAUUUCGAAAUCAUCACCAGUAACAUCGUCGCCUGUUUGCAGUACCAAACGUGGCUCGACGAGCGACACAGAACCAUGGAGCGGGUUAGGAAAGAAAUGGACACGCAACUCGUCGCGCAACUGGGCAACAUGCUGGGCGAAGAUUGGGGAUCGUGAGGUGGAGGUGGCGAGGAAAGAAACCCUUGUUCUUCGAUGUUGAGAAUCAUGUUUUCAAAUUACCUCCUUGCAAUCCUAGUACAACAGCCGAGAACUCCAAUUUGUUUCCUAUUCCUCGAACUAGAACUUCGACUUCCUUCACAUCUUCUCACCACCACCUCUGCUCUAGCCACGAGGCAAACCGCCCGAAGAUUUAAAUACUUGCUUGAGUAAAGGAUUUCUAAAUUUAUUUUGUACGCAGCAAAUGAUGUGCAAAAUGAAACAAGACAAGGUGGUCAAUGUAGACCAUCAUCAAAAUAAGUGCCGCGUCCGAAGUACAAACAUUUCGUCUUCUUGCUAAAGGAGAUGAAAACAAGGCGGUAAAAACUCGGGCGAAGACGAAGAGAACUGAGAACGAGAAACUGGUGGUAAAAGACUAGGUGUGGUCGUAACCAAGUUGCUGAUGAAGAUGAUAUACAACUGCCUCUAGAUGAAGUAGUACUUGCGCGACGCCUGUGCCUGCUUUCGCGCACUACUAGGACCCAG
This is a messenger RNA of Amoebophrya sp. A120, 6906 nucleotides long. The record is from the annotation of a GenBank genome assembly. NCBI's taxonomy places the organism in Eukaryota, Dinophyceae, Syndiniales, Amoebophryaceae.